Hypomesus transpacificus is the source of this 1254-nucleotide messenger RNA. Its product is annotated as beta-3 adrenergic receptor-like. Gene Ontology annotation, cellular component: membrane. Bases 1 to 1254 code for a protein of 417 amino acids. The transcript is spliced from 2 exons. NCBI's taxonomy places the organism in Eukaryota, Metazoa, Chordata, Actinopteri, Osmeriformes, Osmeridae. The record is from RefSeq and is a predicted model, not a curated record. Gene Ontology annotation, molecular function: G protein-coupled receptor activity. Gene Ontology annotation, biological process: G protein-coupled receptor signaling pathway.
AUGGCAACCAACAACCACAGUUGUUCACGGCUCCCUGCUGAGAAAGCUGGGGUCCUCAACAUCUCUCUCAUGUUAGUCCUGUCCGUUGCCAUAACGUUGGGCAACGUCAUCAGCCUGACGGUGUUCCUGGGCUCCAGGCGUUACCGCACCCCUCAGGGUUACCUCAAGGCCUCCCUGGCCACAGCCGACCUCGCCGUGGGGGUCCUGGUCAUCCCUUACUCGGUCCACACCGAGAUAAAGAAGCUCCUGGUGGGUGGAGGAGGCCCCGUCGCUGGGCCCCCGCCCCCCCGGGACCCAGGACCAGGGGGUUUCAGACCCUGCUACCUCAUAGGGCCUGUCUUCGCUGGGUGCACCUUUGUCUCAGUCUUUACCAUCUUCCUGCUCUCGGUGGAACGAAGCAUCACGGUUCUCAGGCCGUUGCACAAGAACGUGGUGGUGACCAAAGACCGCACCCUGGUUGUCAUCGGGGUGUCCUGGCUCUUCUGCUUCGCCCUGGCUGUGUCUCCCCUGCUGCUGAGUGCAGACAUCAUCCUGGAGUACAGCGCCUGCAGCAAGAUGUGCAACUAUGCCCUCUCCUCCACUGAGCCACCACAACACACUCGCGACCAGAGCGCGGCUGGAGGAGGGUGGAGCGUCAUGCUCCUUUUCCCCGCCUUCGACUUCUCUCUCCUGGGGGCGACCUACCUCGUCAACCUGGUCACCUUCUGUGCCGUGCAGAGGUUUUGUCGCGCCCGCAAGAACAUUCUCACCAAGGCUCAGCGCUCGCACAGGGGCCCGGCCUUCUCUGACCUGCAGGCGGCCAAGACCAUCCUCAUCCUCUCGGCCUUCCUGUCCGUCUCCGUGGCCCCCGUGGCGGUGCUGGUGGUGGGGAGCGUGGCAGGGGGUGCGGACUGGUGCUGGUUCUCCCUGUGUGCCUUCUGGAUCCUGGCCUGCAGCAGCGCCUGGAACGUCCUGAUCUACAGCGCCCGUGACCGCCGCUUCUGGCUGAAGGUUCGGGAGCUGUUCCUGGGGCGCAGGGGGGGCAGGGGGGUCAGGAGGCGACCUCCAGGGGGGGUGAGCGGUACGUGUCGGACCCCCACGUUGGGGGCAACUCCGGGUCACCCGGGGCGCUGUCAGAGAGGGGCCAGACGUGGGUUGACCUCUGAACUGCACGUGGCUCUGAGCUCUGAGCGGCCUGAGACUAGCAUCACCAUGGUCUCCAGACAGGGACCAUUGUCGGCACCCAGUCCCUCAACACCAGGCAGAUUCAGAUGA